Cucumis sativus (cucumber) is the source of this 2724-nucleotide messenger RNA. Its product is annotated as glutamate receptor 2.5. Gene Ontology annotation, molecular function: glutamate-gated receptor activity. Gene Ontology annotation, cellular component: plasma membrane. The transcript has 6 exons. The coding region runs from base 1 to 2724 and encodes 907 amino acids. The record is from RefSeq and is a predicted model, not a curated record. NCBI's taxonomy places the organism in Eukaryota, Viridiplantae, Streptophyta, Magnoliopsida, Cucurbitales, Cucurbitaceae.
AUGAGGAGAAAAAAGGGUUUGGGAGGUGGUUUUCGGGUGGUGGUGGUGGUGGUGGUGGUUAUUUUCCUUAACAUAUUAUUGAGGGCAGGGGCGGAGGUGACGGAGCGGCUGGAGGACAAAGAAGCAGCGGCAGCGGCAGCGGUGAAAGUGAAGGUGGGUGUGGUUUUGGAUUUGAAUGUUAUUGUUGGGAAAAUUAGUUUGAGUUGCAUUUCAAUGGCUCUUGCUGAUUUCUAUGCUCCUCGGAGUUAUUAUAAGACCAGAAUCAUCCUUAAUCCCAUUGAUUCCAAUGGCUCUGUUAUUCGUGCAGCUGCUGCAGCUUUGGAUUUGAUAAAGAAAGUGGAAGUGCAAGCGAUCAUAGGGCCAACAAGUUCAAUGCAAGCCAGCUUCAUGAUCGACAUUGGAGACAAAGCAGAAGUUCCCAUCAUCUCAUUUUCAGCCACACGACCUUCCCUCACUUCUCACCGCAGUUCUUUCUUCUUCCGAGCCGCUCAAAACGAUUCGUCUCAAGUCAAAGCCAUUGGAGCCAUCAUCAAGACCUUCAAAUGGCGACAAGUCGUCCCCAUCUAUAGCAACAAUGAGUUCGGCGACGGUAUCAUCCCUGACCUAAUCAACGCUCUACAAGAAGUAGACACCGACGUGCCAUACCAAAGCAAAAUUUCCCCCACUGCAACAGAUGAGCAAAUCGGCCACGAACUUUACAAGUUAAUGACAAUGCAAACGAGAGUAUUCGUAGUACACAUGCUAGCUCGUCAUGCUUCUCGACUUUUCGCAAAAGCAAAAGAGAUUGGAAUGAUGAAAGAAGGGUACGUUUGGAUAAUCACAGAUGCUAUAGGAAAUACAUUGGAUUUAAUAGAGCCUUCAGUAUUGGAGUCCAUGCAAGGAGUUUUAGGAAUAAGAACUCACGUCCCCAAAACCAAAAGGCUUGAGGGUUUUAAACUUGAAUGGCGUAAGAGAUUUCGAAGAUAUUAUCCAACAAUAGAAGAUAUUCCUGAUUUGAACGUGUUUGGGUUAUGGGCUUACGAUGCAGCUUGGGCAUUAGCCAAAGCAGUGGAGAAGGCUGGAGCACAUAACCUUAAAUACAAACCAGCCACAAACAUUUCAGCCAUGGAAAUGAACUCAUCAAACUAUUUAUACAGUCUAGGAGUGAAUGAAAAUGGUGUAAAAUUGAGAGAUGCAUUAUCAAAGGUGAGUUUCAAAGGGUUAGCUGGUAUGUUCAAUUUGAUAGAUGGGGAAUUGGAAUCAUCUGUUUUUGAGAUAGUGAAUUUGGUGGAUAAUGGAAGAAGAAAUGUUGGGUUUUGGUCAGCAGAAAGUGGGUUAAGAAGGAAAUUAAAAGAUCAUCAACAGGGUUCAAGAUCAAGAUCAUCAACAAGUGGAUUAAGGACCAUAAUUUGGCCAGGAGAAGCAGAUUUUACUCCAAAAGGAUGGGAAGUUCCAACGAAUAGAAAAAAAUUGAGAGUUGGAGUUCCAAUAAAGAGUGGAUUUCUUGAGUUCGUGAAAGUGGGGUUUGAUCCUAAAACAAAUGAAACGAAAGUGAGUGGUUAUUGUGUAGAUGUGUUUAAGGCUGUGGUUGAAGCUUUGCAUUAUGAUGUUGCUUACGAAUUUAUUCCAAUUAGCAUUGAAAAUUCAGAUAUAGGAGCCAGCUAUAAUGACUUGGCUUAUCGACUCUUCCUUGGGGAGUUUGAUGCUGUGGUAGCGGACUUAACGAUCCGUGCAAAUAGGUCGUUAUACAUAGACUACACAUUACCAUUUACAGAAUCUGGUGUGUCAAUGGUUGUGCCAAUGAAGAGCACGAAGAAUAAAAAUGCAUGGGAGUUCAUAAGACCUCUAACAGGUCAAAUGUGGGCUCUAACUGGUGGGUUCUUCCUUGUCAUCGCACUUGUUGUUUGGAUUCUUGAACAUCGAAUCAAUGAAGAGUUUUAUGAAGGAAGUGCUUUGGAUCAGAUCUGUACUAGUCUUUGGUACUCUUUCUCCACCAUGGUUUUUGCCCAUAGAGAUGUUACAUUUAACAACUGGACAAGAGUUGUGGUGAUAAUAUGGCUGUUUGUAGUUCUAGUUAUUACACAAAGUUACACCGCAAGUUUAGCUUCACUUUUGACGGUUCAAGAACUCAAACCAGCCGUAACUGAUAUCAAUCAGCUUCUUAAAAAUGGAGAGAACAUCGGUUUUCAAGGGGGUUCUUUCGUUUAUGAGAUUCUUAAGUCCUUGAAGUUUAAUGAUUUCCAGCUCAAACCUUACGAAAGUGUAGAAGAAAUGCACGAACUUUUCACAAAAGGAAGCAUGAAUGGAGGAAUUUCUGCUGCCUUAGAUGAAAUCCCUUACAUUAACCUAUUUCUCGCAAAGUAUUGCUCACACUAUACUACCACCGAACCCACUUAUAAAGCCGAUGGGUUUGGUUUUGGUUUUCCAAUAGGUUCGCCCUUAGUACCUGAUAUCUCGAGAGCAGUCUUGCAAGUGACAGAAAGUGAUAGAAUGAGAGAGAUCGAAAACGCAUGGUUUCAGAAGACGAAGGACUGUUCGGCAUCGAAAGCUUCGGAGCUUUCUUCUAGUCGACUCAGCCCCAUCAGCUUCUGGGGACUUUUUAUGAUCAUCAGCGUUGUUUCAUUUAUUUCUUGCACCUCUUACAUUGGCAAAUUUCUGUACGACCAACGAUACGAGUGGUUAAACGGAAAUCAGACCAUCUCUAGCUUGUUUCGAAUGUUUAUAAUGGAGAGAGAAUUGAGAUAG